GCUCCGAACCGGCCCCGGAUCCUUCCCGCACUCGCCUCACGCUUACCAGAAAGCUUGUCCCUCUCCGCCGAGCUGCUCCGGGAGCCCCGCUGCGCCGAGGGUAUCUCCCAGAGCCCCAGCUGGUGUGGCCAGGCCCCAGGAGUAGGAUGGGGCUCCCCCUACGAGGGCUGGUGGCAGCCAGAACUGAUACAUCCCGCCUGGUCUGGGGCCAGGACGCCCCAGCUGAGGAGGGCAGGAGUGUCUGGAGCCAUGGCUGGUGCCUCGGUGAAAGUGGCAGUGAGGGUUCGGCCCUUGAACGCCCGCGAGACCAGCCAGGAUGCCAAGUGUGUGGUCAGCAUGCAGGGCAACACUACCUCCAUCAUCAACCCUAAACAGAGCAAGGAUUCCCCCAAAAGCUUCACCUUUGACUAUUCCUACUGGUCACACACUUCGGUGGAGGACCCCCAGUUUGCAUCUCAGCAGCAAGUGUGUCGGGACAUUGGAGAAGAGAUGCUGCUCCACGCCUUUGAAGGCUAUGACGUGUGCGACUUUGCCUACGGGCAGACCGGGGCUGGGAAAUCCUAUACCAUGAUGGGGCGGCAGGAGCCAGGGCAGCAGGGCAUCGUGCCCCAGCUCUGUGAGGACCUCUUCCCUCGCGUUAGUGAGAACCAGAGUGCUCAGCUAUCCUACUCUGUGGAGGUGAGCUAUAUGGAGAUCUGUUGUGAGCGGGUACGAGACCUCUUGAACCUCAAGAGUCGGGGUUCUCUGCGGGUCCGGGAGCACCCCAUCCUGGGCCCCUACGUGCAGGACCUGUCCAGAUUGGUUGUGACCUCCUACACAGACAUUGCUGACCUCGUGGACUGUGGAAAUAAAGCACGGACUGUGGCUGCCACCAACAUGAAUGAGACCAGCAGCCGUUCCCAUGCCGUCUUUACCAUCGUCUUCACAGAGCACUGCCAUGACCAGCUCACGGGGCUAGACUCGGAGAAAGUCAGUCAGAUCAGUUUGGUGGACCUUGCUGGGAGUGAGCGAGCCGACUCCUCAGGGGCCCGGGUCAUGUGCCUGAAGGAGGGAGCCAACAUCAAUAAGUCCCUGACUACACUAGGGAAGGUGAUCUCGGCCCUUGCAGAUAUGCAAUCAAAGAAGCGGAAGUCGGAUUUUAUCCCCUACAGGGACUCUGUGCUCACCUGGCUGCUCAAGGAAAAUUUGGGUGGGUGGGAACUCACAGCAAUGAUGGCAGCCCUGAGCCCUGCUGACAUCAAUUACAAGGAGACUCUCAGCACCCUCAGGUAUGCUGACUGCACCAAGCAGAUCCGCUGCAAUGCCAUCAUCAACGAGGACCCUAAUGACCGGCUGAUUAGAGAGCUGCAGGAGGAAGUAGCCCGGCUGCGGGAACUGCUGAUGGCUCAGGGACUGUUAGCCUCUGCUCUGGAAGGCCUGAAGAUGGAAGAAGUGAGUGUCAGAGGCGCCCUGCCAGCUGUGUCAUCUCCCCUGGCUCCAGUUUCACCCUCAUCACCCACCACACAUCAUGGGGAGCUGGAGCCGUCAUUCUCCCCCAACACGGAGCCCCAGAUUGGGCCUGAGGAAGCCAUGGAGAGGCUGCAGGAGACAGAGAAGAUUAUAGCUGAGCUGAACGAGACGUGGGAGGAGAAGCUACGCAAGACAGAAGCCCUGAGGAUGGAGAGAGAAGCAUUGCUGGCUGAGAUGGGGGUGGCCGUCCGGGAGGAUGGGGGAACUGUGGGCGUCUUCUCUCCAAACUAG
Messenger RNA from Nomascus leucogenys (northern white-cheeked gibbon), 1740 nucleotides. Its product is annotated as kinesin-like protein KIF1C. Gene Ontology annotation, molecular function: ATP binding; plus-end-directed microtubule motor activity; microtubule binding. The transcript has 16 exons. Lineage: Eukaryota; Metazoa; Chordata; Mammalia; Primates; Hylobatidae. Gene Ontology annotation, biological process: vesicle-mediated transport; microtubule-based movement; cytoskeleton-dependent intracellular transport. Bases 250 to 1740 code for a protein of 496 amino acids. The record is from RefSeq and is a predicted model, not a curated record. Gene Ontology annotation, cellular component: kinesin complex; dendrite; axon.